This is a messenger RNA of Malassezia globosa CBS 7966, 1923 nucleotides long. RefSeq lists its product as uncharacterized. The record is from RefSeq and is a predicted model, not a curated record. Gene Ontology annotation, molecular function: RNA binding. The coding region runs from base 1 to 1923 and encodes 640 amino acids. The transcript has a single exon. NCBI's taxonomy places the organism in Eukaryota, Fungi, Basidiomycota, Malasseziomycetes, Malasseziales, Malasseziaceae.
AUGUCUUCUUCUGCAUGGACUACAAAUUUAAGCACAGGAUCCGAGCCCAAUGUAUCAUAUGCAGAACGUCUGCGCCAAGCUCGUUCUCAGUCCGCGGGGUCUAAGACGCGCUCAAGUACGUCGGCGCAGCCUCAGACGACCAAGAGGGCUGAUCCGAAGCUCGCAUCCUCUUCGCCGCCGCAGUCUUCGACUGGCAUGUCAUCGAAAAAUAACAUCCGUUCAAUUAAGUCACCAAAUUCAAAAGGCACGCAUGUCUCAAAUACCGCGAAGACCUCGGACACGUACUCUGCUCACACCGAGGAACCACCUGAGUCAUCAAGUCAAAAUGUAUGGGAACUCCGCAUGCGCCGACGAAGCAAUCGAGAUACCAACAGGGCAUCAGAUUUGUUUGAAACAUCACAUCAAAAUAGCUUCAAAACUGGCAAGACUCAAACUUCUAUUCAUCAAUCCGCGUCAACCAAACCAGCGGUAACUACAACGCCGCCUACCACCUCGACAGCGACAGCAGGGAGCAAAGCAUCUUCGGCAUCGGUUACAUCAUCAGGCAAUUCUUCACGACAUUUACUUGACAUAACAGAACAGCGGCCCACGGAGCCAGAUCGAUCUCUGGAAGGUGCAGAUGACGACGCUUGGAUCCAGCGCAUCUUUAUGCUGAAUGGGGGUAAAACUUCGCCUCGAUUCGUGAAGAAUCAAACUGGAGUACCAACGCAUGUACCGAGUCCUCCAACUUCACAAACAACCAGUGAUACCCAAGCCAACUUCCCAGGUACGCCGUCGGCAUCAUCAUCAGCACCUAAUCGUGAAUCGCCCAUAUGUACAGGUUGGCCACAGCUGGUGCAAACACCCAAGACAUGGCAGCCCUGGGUGUAUCAGGCAAACACCAUGCCCAUGUAUGUGAUGACCCCCUAUGGAUUUUAUCCCUCGCAUACCAUGGCUCCCGUGACCAACACGGAUGGAUCUUUUUCGCCACGCCGUUCAUCCGACUCUUACGUGCAACAAAAUGCACGACAAGCCAGUCACAUGCCAAUGGGAUACGCGCCAUACGUUUCCACGCACGACAUGUCUGAUGGUGCGUUGUGGUCUCGUCGUGGCCGCGCUGGUCGUGGUCGUGGCGGGGGUUCUUCUCGUGCCAUUCCACCGACGGCUCCUGUUCAAAAUGGCAACCAUUUUUCCUAUGCAGCAGUAAAAUCAAAUCGGCCCUCUUCAUUACCGGGGGAUGCAACCUCGCCAACCUCUCCGGUCCUGACAUCUGUAAGACAAAAUAAUGGGACUGAAGAAAGUGAAGACGAAUCGAUCCGCUCAGAACCUGACGCUAGCGCACGGAUCUCUACUGCUCCAGCGACUGCUUCUUCUACUACCUCGACACCUACGCCUUCAUCCGCAUUGCGAAUGCCUGCUGCCGCCAUGCCAUUUAUGAUUUCCCCUAUGCAUCAACGUGGCUCACAAUUGAUGCCUUACUCAAUGCCGAUGUUUUCGUAUAUGCUAAUGGAUCCUGCUGCACAGACAAACAUGUCUAUGCACGCAGCGUCGGGACAAAUGAACAGCAAUAUCGGGGGUGGCCCAUUGACACUUGAUUCUGUGGCGUUACUUCAGCAUUUGCGUUCUCAAGUGGAAUUCUACUUUUCUGAAGCCAACUUGGUAUCAGAUUUCUUCUUGCGGCAGCAAAUGGAUAAAAAAGGCUUUGUGGCAUUAGAAACGUUGCUCAGUUUCAAGCGACUGCGUGCCUUGCUUCAAAACGCUUCUAAAGCCACUCAAGGAGAUAAUUUGUUGACGGACGAACGACAAAAAAGCUUACUUUGCUCUGCUCUAGUAUGGAGUCAAGCUCUGGAGCUAAACGAAACUUGCACAAAGGUUCGCCGCCGGAAUGGCUGGAAGUCUUUUGUUUUGUCCGCAGAGCCUUUACACAAAACAACCAACGGCUAG